Molecule: messenger RNA, 600 nt
Organism: Cricetulus griseus (Chinese hamster)
Lineage: Eukaryota; Metazoa; Chordata; Mammalia; Rodentia; Cricetidae
Source: RefSeq, a predicted model, not a curated record
AUGCCCUUCACAAACAACACUGAAUUUACAGAAUUCAUUUUACUGGGGCUCACAGAUCGCUCAGAACUUCAGCCAUUCCUCUUUGUGCUGUUUCUGUUUGUUUACCUUGUCACUGUCUUAGGCAACAUGGGCAUGGUGGCUCUGAUAAGCCUGAACUCCCGCCUUCACACACCCAUGUACUUCUUCCUCAGUAACUUGGCAUUUGUGGAUCUGUGUUAUACAUCAACAGCGACCCCACAGAUGUUAACUAAUUUCUUAUCAGACAAGAAGACCAUUUCUUUCACUGGAUGCUUUAUCCAGUGCUACCUUUUCAUUGCCCUUCUCCUCACAGAGUUUUACAUUCUGGCAGCCAUGGCCUAUGACCGCUAUGUGGCCAUAUGUAAUCCUCUGCGUUACAGUGUGAAAAUGUCCAGGAGAGUCUGCAUCUGUUUGGCCCUAUGUCCUUACGUUUAUGGCUUCUCAGAUGGUUUAUUCCAAGCCAUCCUGACCUUCAGUAUGACCUUCUGUAAAUCUAAUGUCAUCAACCACUUCUACUGUGCUGACCCACCACUCAUUAAGCUGUCUUGCUCUGAUACUUAUAUAAAAGAACAUGCCAUGUUA